AACCAGUCCCAACGCAACAAUUUCGUUCUUUAAUUCGUCACAGGAGGCCGGCGAGGUAUGGGAAUUCCUGUUAUCUUCCUCUUCCUCUACUACGUGGCCUGUCUCGCCGCCGCUUCUCCUAACAUCCCCGCCGUCAUCGUCUUCGGCGACUCCACCGUCGACACCGGGAACAACAACCAAGUCGGCACGAUCCUGAGGAGCAACUUCCGGCCUUACGGCCGCGACUUCUUUGGCGGCCGCCCCACCGGCCGCUUCUGCAACGGGCGCCUUGCUCCCGACUUCAUCUCCCAGGCGCUCGGCUUGCCGCCCCUCGUCCCAGCCUACCUCGAUCCCGAGUACUCCAUUGAGGACUUCGCCAAGGGCGUCUGCUUUGCCUCCGCCGGCACCGGCCUCGACAACGCCACCUCCGACGUCCUCUCUGUGAUUCCGCUAUGGAAGGAGGUGGAAUACUUCAAGGAGUAUCGGCGGCGGCUCCAGCGGUACGCCGGCAAGGCGGAGGCAAUGCGCAUCGUCGGUGAGGCGGUGUACAUAAUCAGCAUCGGCACCAAUGACUUCCUGGAGAACUACUACCUGCUGGUCACCGGCCGGUUCCUGCAGUUCACGGUGGAGGAGUACCAGGACUUCCUGAUUGACCGGGCGGAGGAGUUCCUCAGGGCCAUCUACUGGCUGGGGGCGCGCAAGAUCUCAUUCACCGGCCUCGGCGCCAUCGGCUGCGUGCCGCUGGAGCGGACCACCAACGCCCUCGCCGGUGGCGGCUGCGUCGAGCAGUACAACAAGGCGGCCAGGGGCUUCAACGUCAAGCUGCAGGAGCUUAUCGGGCGGCUGUGCGCCACCCUGCCAGGGCUCCGGCUGAGGUACGCGCCGGUCUACGACGGUUUGCUCCACAUCAUCGCCAAUCCCUCCUCCUACGGGAUUGAGAACGUAGACAGGGGGUGUUGUGCGACGGGCCGCUUUGAGAUGGGUUACUUGUGCGACGAGUUGAGUCCAUUUACCUGCCCGGAUGCGAGCAAAUAUGUAUUUUGGGAUUCGUUCCACCCGACCGAGAAGGUUAACUGGCUCAUGGCGAAGACAACAUUGGAGACUAGUUUGGCUGAGUUCAUUUGAGGGAUGCAUGAUUUCUACUACAAUUGGAUUCAUUUUAUAUUCAUCUAUCUUAAUUUGGAUCAUUUGACAGGGAAAGGUUUAAUUAUCACUGAUCAUAUCAAAUGUAUACGUGUAUCAUUCAAAAGAGAGAUUACAUAAAUCAGAGUAGAAUACUUUCAUAAAUAUCUGCACAAUCUUUAUGUUAUUUGCUCAAA
This is a messenger RNA of Zingiber officinale, 1298 nucleotides long. Its product is annotated as GDSL esterase/lipase At4g26790-like. Gene Ontology annotation, molecular function: hydrolase activity, acting on ester bonds. Bases 58 to 1104 code for a protein of 348 amino acids. The record is from RefSeq and is a predicted model, not a curated record. NCBI's taxonomy places the organism in Eukaryota, Viridiplantae, Streptophyta, Magnoliopsida, Zingiberales, Zingiberaceae. The transcript is spliced from 3 exons.